Molecule: messenger RNA, 1323 nt
Organism: Schistosoma spindalis
Lineage: Eukaryota; Metazoa; Platyhelminthes; Trematoda; Strigeidida; Schistosomatidae
Source: the annotation of a GenBank genome assembly
CUAUUUUAUGUGCUGCUUAGUUCAAAACCUUAACGCGCCAAGGUUAGCGCUCUCUGUAAUUAGGAAGUCGGCUUUGUCUCUACUUCUACUAAACUAUGGAAGACUCAGUGUAUGUAACUAAACUCCCCGCUCCACGUGAAGUAUCACCACUCAUACGAACAGCGCGUUGGGGAUUGUUAGCUGCUGGGAUUGUUUAUGGAGCUCUACGCCUAAAAUAUCUUACGAAAAGGGAAAAGAAGAUAUCCGAACGUGACCGUGCAGUUAUAGAAAAAAGAUUGAAAGAGUACAAUGAAUUAUCUGCUUUACAGGCACAAAAAUCUUUGGACGAGUUAUCUAAAGCCACUGGUGUACCGUUGAAUUAGUAGAUAACAUAAUAAAUUUUAGAAAGUACUGUGAUGUAUAUCACUUCAUUUUUUUAGAUAUAUAAUCAGUCCACAUUUUCCUCUUUUUACCUGUUUACAAUUUUAUAUUAACAAAAAUGGCACUAAACAAAUCAGAACUAGUGACAACUUUCGUGUCACACGCUUUGUACCUCCACCUGGCAAGGUUUAAGCAGCUGCGUUAUUAGACCUAACAUAAAUGCAGCUCAUAAGCUAGUACCCAAACCUACACAAAAACUGAAGUAACUUGAUUACCUUAUGAAGUCUUUUUACGAAUACGAUAGGCUCGUUUAUAUUUAUCAAUCUGUGACACAAUGUUCUUAGAAGCAUACUGUGCUCUGUAUGUAGCCCCAAAAACGAUUAGGAAAAAAAACACGUAAAAAGUAAUAGGAUUUAUACCCGUUGCACAAGUACAUCUAUCUAUACAUGGUAGAUAACGAACGCAAUUGAUGUCUAGGUCUAACAGUACUGGGCUUGAGUCUCGGCGUAAGCAUCAACGCUAGGAUGUGGAUACAUCCAGCUAACGAUUCUCAAAUCCUGAAUUCCACUGCCACCCAUUUCCCGACUUUGUUAAAACUUGCGUAUUUUAUAUUUAAAGUUGUUUAUUCGGCUUCCAUGGUUCAAUUCACUGUUUCGAGAUACCAUGAGAGAUUGAAGAUUUUAGAUAGUUUGAAAUUCGUUAUAAUAUUUUGUUUUUACAUGAAUCCUCCAUGAAUGUUUUUAUAGGGCUUCUUUUUUUUUACUGAUUAUGUUUAACUCUUUGUAUAUUAUAUACUAUUUUCAGUGUCGUAUUGUGUAAUAAAGUUAAUACCUUGAAUAAGCGGUGUUGCGUGAAUAUAAAUUAUUAAGCAAGUACACAGCUUACAUUGAGCGCUGAUUAUUAUGAAGAACAAUACUGCAAACCAGUCAUUGUCAGCAUUGAACCUGACAAAUGUGCGUUAUC